ACCUGAUUGUAAUACAAUUAUUCUUCUGUCUGUCAUAUUUAUUUUUAGGUUAAAUGAAUUAAUGUUCACACGAUGAAAUGCACAAGCGAUUGUGAGUUGUCAUAAGGUUGUUGGUAGACCGCGGGCAAUAACAGCUUUCGAAAGAUCAUUAUCAUGUUAUAGCGUGCAUUUUAGCGUCAUUCCAAAUCCAAAUUAUUUUUUCUGGCUGUCGCUCCAAAAUGAGUCAAUCGAAGGGACAACUGGGCGAUAUCUGCCUUGAUGGUCAACGACGAAAAAAUCGACUUCUCUAUGAUAACUUUACAUUGCUGCUGAGAGGGAGCCGCAGCCAACCGCCCAAGAACACGCCCAGCGAUCAGCUCCUUGAAAGCGAAACAAAACACAGCAAGGACACGGAUGGCGAGGGCCCCGAAUUACAAGCCUGCAGCUUGGAUUUUAUCCGCCUACCUGGCGGUGGAUCGCUUUGCAGCUGCUCAACGAGUAAAGAUGGUCUCGACGAAAAGGAGCAGCCUUCUAGUUCAACUGAAACCAUUGCUAACCAGCCGGUUCCCAAAGAGCUCGUUGCAGAUACAUUGAGCUACACACCAAGUGAAGACUCUAAUAUAACAUCCAACUCAAUGCAUGCCAUGGGCACCCAGACCAUAGAAUGUCUUUGCGGCUACAUUUCGGAUAAUUCAGGUUCGACCAACAAGAAUAAACCGAUCCCCAAUUAUUAUGAAGCCUCUCUACCUUGUGGCUGCCCAUUGAACGAUGCCUCCAAUGCAACCCAACCCAUUGGAACGCAGGACGCUAAAGCUCAAAGACAACCGAUCUCUAAAAAGCUUUUAGAACGUUCUUGCAACUGCACAUCCACAUCGAGCAUAGAUGGUCCAUGCCCUAAGAAGCAUACGAUGCAGAUAGCAGAUCAGGAUUCGCAGUCAAAGUUAUAUACCGACGCUCAGUCCUUAGCGACUAAGGACUCCACUGAAAGCGGAUUAUCAAGCUACGGAGACAUGGCGAAAAGAUACCAAGAAAAUAAACGAACUCCGGACACAAGCCAAUAUAACGUACCUAUUCCCAAAGAUUCUUCUCCCCAGGGCUCCAUAUAUUCUGGUGCAACCCAAAAAGAUACCAAAAGGCCCAAUGAUUCCUCCACCCAAACUUACAUAGCAAUUCCAAACGAUUCCUUCACCCAAACUGAAACCAUUACACCUCGCGAGAAACAGACUCCAAAAGAUGUGGUAGUAAAAACCAAGAAACAAGAUACUCCUCCAAAAAGUUCGGAGAAACGUUUUUGGAAACGUCCACAAAUUGUGGUUCGUUCAAGCAAUGAGUUUCUUCCUCCUCAAAAUCAAGCCAAGCAGGAGGACAAAGACUACACAGGGACUGAUCGAUAUCAUAAAGAAACGCAAUAUAAAGAAUCUUUUACAAUUCCGGAGCAGGAUUACAAUGACCAGACAGCGAAACCUAAGGGAAAAAGUCAUAAAAAAACACAGUAUGAAGAUUCAAAUAAAUCAGAAGGUAGUCUCAAUGGAGAGAUAUGUGCCACGUGCGCUCUCGUUCCUGAAUUACUUCAAAAGAUAUUCGACAUGGAGCAGAAGAUGAACCAACAGGAAAGUUCUCUUAGACAACUGCAAUCCUCCAUAAGAUCAUUAAGAGUGGAGGAAAAGAAACCUAUCAAAAUAGAAAAUUUAUUUAAGUCUACAAAAAAGAAAAAUGAGGAAAUACGCCUUUGCGAAUCUUUCUCUGAAGAACAGUCUUUUUGCAACAGGAAAAAUUGCAGUUCUAGGUCAUCUAGGCAGAAAUCGGAAAACCCACAGUUUCAUAAUGCUGUGAAAAUUUGUGAUGAUGUAAAUUCCAAGAAGAGUAAAACCUCAGCUCGUUAUGAAAUCAAAUUCCAGAAGUUAAAGAAAGGCCCAUUAGAUACCCCGUCGAGGGAAAAUUUAAAAGAACAAGCAUGCAAUACUUUACUCGAACAAUUUAUUCAAAUUUUUGUGAAACCCAAAGACCAAGACGCAGACUGUGGUUUUGAGGAUUUGAGAUCAUACCGCGAUAGAGCUGCCACAUCUCGACUGGACAAGGACAAAGUCAUCUCCACCGGGUCCCGACAGAACUUGAACGAUGAGGUGUGCGAGUGCCUGAUAGAGCAAUUUAUGCAUAUGUCCAUGGUACCCAAGCGCGAAGAGACAUUGGAGCCCACCACCCAGACGGAAGAGUGCGGUUGUCCGGUCCAGAAAAUAAACAAGAGAAACGCAAAAGAGAUUCCAAUGAAACCGACAUUCCCGCAAGAGGGAAACAGAGUCAAAACUCGUACCAGGUUCAAUCAGUCAAAAGACAAGAUGAUGGAAAUGGAAAUGGAGGGUCAAAGAGCAGCUACAGCAGCAUUAAAUCAGCGAGAGAAUUUUAAAACUAGUUCUGCAUCAGAGCUUACGAUGAACGAAUCAAGCCAAACCUUAGGGCAACAUUCCCUGCAAAGUCGCGGGUCGACCUUGUGCCAAUUCUGUCAAGAUAAAGACCUUCCCGUGCUGGACCAUCUGGUCAGCGAGGUAAUCGAUCUAAUUGGCUGUCGACCCCUCUGCCGUAUUGUGAUGACUGUACUUCUGCGGGCGGACAAUUUUUACCAUGUUAACAUCCGUGAACUAGGCACCGGACGUGUGUUAGGCUGCCUGCUGGCCAAUGAUGCGGCUAUCGAAGAGGCCAUCAGCCUGGGCCUUUUUGAUCAAAUUCUUACAUUUUUUGUGACAGAUGUGCGUAGUACGAUUAAACCCAAGGAUGGUCCCUUUGCCAUACACUUUGAGCUCAUAGAACGCGAGUAUGGAGGCGGCUGGGAUAAGGAGCCCGCCAACACUGAGAAAGUCUUGGAAUUUGCAACUCAAGUGCUGGGUCUGAACAUUGGAUAUGCUAGUCAACUUUUUUCCUUAACUAAUUCCACCGAAUUGGACAAGCAAGCGUCUGAUUGCAGAUUGAGGCGCAGAUCUCAUUCGCUCUUUGCAGCUAAUACGAACAGAAAAACAGCAGAGUGUUGCACUUCUCAAUUGAUAUUAAUCGACAAUGGAGACAACUAUUCAGUGCGUCGUCACUCAGAUUCAGAAAGGAGCGAUGGUUUAGGUGCGUCAUCGAGCUUGUUUCUGCGCAUUGUAACCGGUAGGGCAAAACGUGAAUAACAUUGAAUCGGACAAUUCUGUCAGAACCUCUCGAAUAAUCCUAAAAUGUUCGGUUCAAUACGACAGCUGUCAUUUCGUAAGUCUGGGAAUAUGUGAGAGAAGACCUGAUUGCUAUUUUCUCUGAUCGCUGCAUUUUUAGAUAUUUAAUUAAUAAAUUGCACUUUAAAAUUGUUA
Molecule: messenger RNA, 3314 nt
Organism: Drosophila pseudoobscura
Lineage: Eukaryota; Metazoa; Arthropoda; Insecta; Diptera; Drosophilidae
Exons: 3
Coding region: 219-3140 (973 amino acids)
Source: RefSeq, a predicted model, not a curated record